Thlaspi arvense is the source of this 675-nucleotide messenger RNA. NCBI's taxonomy places the organism in Eukaryota, Viridiplantae, Streptophyta, Magnoliopsida, Brassicales, Brassicaceae. The record is from the annotation of a GenBank genome assembly.
AUGGCGCAACAGUCGUUGAUCUACAGUUUCGUCGCCCGCGGGACGGUGAUCCUCGUGGAGUUCACUGAUUUCGAAGGAAACUUCACAUCCAUCGCUGCACAGUGCCUUCAAAAGCUUCCUUCUUCAAACGACAAGUUUACCUACGACUGCGACGGUCAUACGUUCAGUUACCUCGUUGAAAACGGAUUCACGUAUUGUGUUGUUGCAGUCGAUUCUACUGGGAGUGGGAGGCAGAUUCUUCCUAUGGCCUUCCUGGAACGAGUGAAGGAGGAUUUCAACAAGAGAUAUGGUGGUGGAAAGGCUGCAACUGCUCAAGCAAACAGCUUGAACAAAGAGUUUGGGCCGAAACUGAAAGAGCACAUGCAGUAUUGCAUGGAUCAUGGUGAUGAGAUUAGCAAGCUUGCUAAGGUGAAAGCUCAAGUGUCUGAAGUGAAAGGUGUCAUGAUGGGAAACAUUGAGAAGGUUCUUGACCGUGGUGGGAAAAUCGACGUUUUGGUGGUCGAAACCGAUAUCCUUCGCUCACAGGCGCAUGGUUUCAGAACACAAGGAACUCAGAUUAGAAGAAAGAUGUGGUUUCAGAACAUGAAGAUAAAACUCAUUGUCCUUGCCAUCAUCAUCGCCUUGAUCCUCAUCAUCACCCUCUCAAUUUGUGGGGGAUUCAACUGUGGCAAAUAA